Papaver somniferum (opium poppy) is the source of this 3121-nucleotide messenger RNA. Its product is annotated as anaphase-promoting complex subunit 2-like. NCBI's taxonomy places the organism in Eukaryota, Viridiplantae, Streptophyta, Magnoliopsida, Ranunculales, Papaveraceae. The transcript has 16 exons. Gene Ontology annotation, molecular function: ubiquitin protein ligase binding. The record is from RefSeq and is a predicted model, not a curated record. The coding region runs from base 124 to 2817 and encodes 897 amino acids. Gene Ontology annotation, biological process: ubiquitin-dependent protein catabolic process. Gene Ontology annotation, cellular component: anaphase-promoting complex.
AAUAAGAGCGCUCAUGAAAAGAAAAAGUUUAGUUGAGGGCGGCCCUUGUUAUAGUGCGAGCUAGCUCGUGAUUUCAGAACAAAAGUGGCGCCAAACAGAGUGUGAGGAACUAGGGUUUUAGAAAUGGUUAUGGAAUCGAAAUCUCCGAGUUGUAAUUUAGGGGUUUUAGAUUCUUUAACUCAGGAAUCGAUUUCUGAGAUUUUAGUGAGUUGGGAAAGUUUUCGAUUGAGUACUGAAACUCUACUUAAAGAUACUGGACAUCUAUCAAUUGGAUCAGAUUUUGUUUCCACUGUACAUAUUCUUUCUAAACAUGGUUUACAAUCUCUCCUUCAAGAUCAUUUUCUUCAAGCAUUAGAGGAAACAUUUGAGAGAAAUGGGGUUUUAAAGUUUUGGCAGCAUUUUGAUGCUUACAGUGAUCUUGCGAUUCCAGAGACGAACCCAUUCGAAAUGAAGGAAGAGAGUGUUCAGAGAGUAUUGUGUAAAGCUUUAGAAGAGAUAUGCUUAGAAAAGCAGUAUCAAGAAAAAUGUCUUUUAAUGCUAGUUCACGCUUUACAGUCAUAUCAGGAUGUUAUAUCCAAGGGAAGACAUCCAUCAGAUGUUGAUAGAGUUCGUCUGCUUUCUCGAUACCAAUUGAUGGUGUCUUCGGUUCUUAUGACUUCCCUUCCUCGCCAUUUCCCUGAGAUACUCCGCCUGUAUUUCAAGGAAAGAUUGGAAGAAUUAAGCACAAUGAUGUCAGGAGAAUAUGAAGAUGGUAAUGCCAAAGAUGAUAUGGAUGUUGAUGAAACUUUCCGUGAGAAGAAAAUCUCUGAGAACAACAAAUUAGUAAAAAACAUUGGGAAAGUUGUCCGUGAUCUUAGAGGUCUGGGAUUUACGUCUAUGACUGAAGAUGCCUAUGCAUCUGCUAUAUUCUUGCUACUAAAGAGUACAGUUCACAAUUUGGCUGGUGAUGACUAUAGGAAUUCUGUUUUGGAGUCAAUUAAAGAGUGGAUUCAGAAUGUUCCUCUCCAAUUCCUGCGCGCCCUCCUAGCUUAUCUUGGAGAUUCAGUUAGUUAUGAUAGCCCUACAUCUGGUCUCAAAUCACCAUUGGCUUCACAUCCGUCUUCUUGCUAUCCUGGAAUCAAUACUCCCUCUGAAGGACUUGUCAGAUGGCAAUUGCGCCUUGAGUAUUUUGCGUAUGAGACACUGCAAGAUUUAAGGAUAGCCAAGCUCUUUGAGAUUAUCGUGGAUUAUCCCGACAGUUCUCCUGCAAUUGAAGACUUAAAGCAAUGCCUAGAAUAUACUGGCCAACACUCAAAGCUUGUUGAUUCAUUUAUAUCUGCUCUAAGAUACCGCUUGCUUACAGCUGGUGCCUCAACCAAUGACAUUUUGCACCAAUAUGUUUCAACCAUCAAAGCACUCCGGAUAAUAGAUCCCACAGGUGUUUUCCUUGAAGCAGUAGGUGAACCAAUAAGGGACUAUUUAAGAGGAAGGAAGGAUACAAUUAAAUGUAUUGUCACCAUGCUUACUGAUGGACCUGGUGGAAAUCCAAACGGGCCGGGAAACCAAGGGGAUAGUCUUCUUGAGGAGUUAAAUAGAGAUGAAGAUAGUCAAGAAAAUACUGGCUGUGAUGAUGAUUUCAACUCUGAUGACAAACAAUCGUGGAUCAACGCCGAGCGGUAUGCACUCUCUCUAUAUAUAUAUCUUCAUUUAUUAGUGUAUAUCUUUGUAUCUGAACAUUCUUUUUACAUUGUUGGUGGUUGGCUCUCCUUUUGCAGCUGGGAGCCUGACCCAGUAGAAGCUGAUCCAUUAAAGGGUAGCAGGAAUAGAAAGAAAAUUGACAUACUUGGGAUGAUUGUUGGCAUAAUUGGUUCUAAAGACCAGCUAGUUAAUGAAUAUCGUGUUAUGCUGGCUGAAAAACUUCUAAACAAAUCUGAUUAUGAAAUCGAUUCAGAGAUACGUACGUUAGAACUCCUCAAGAUACACUUUGGAGAGAGCAGCAUGCAGAGGUGUGAAAUUAUGCUUAAUGAUCUCAUUGAUUCCAAGAGGACAAAUACAAAUAUAAAACAAACUUUGGCUCAAUCGUCCCAAAGAGAUGGUGAGCAAGGAGAAACUGAAGUCUCUCUACAUCAUGUUAACGCAACAAUCAUAUCUGCAAACUUUUGGCCUCCAAUACAGGAUGAAACCCUUAAUGUACCAGAAGCUGUUGAUCAUCUACUUUCUGAUUAUGCAAAAAGGUUCAAUGAAAUCAAAACCCCUCGCAAGCUACUAUGGAAGAAGAACCUUGGUACUGUGAAGCUGGAAUUGCAAUUUGAAGAUCGAGAGGUGCAGUUCACAGUACCUCCUCUGCAUGCUGCAAUCAUUAUGCAAUUUCAAGACCAACAAACUAGUUGGACCUCGAAGAAUCUUGCUGCAGCUGUUGGGGUACCCGUGGACACACUUAAUCGGAGGAUUAAUUUCUGGAUAAGUAAAGGAAUCCUUUCAGAAUCACUUGGAAAGGAAUCUGAUAAUCACGUAUUUACACUUGUGGAUGGAGCGGCCAGGAAUGGUGUUAACAGUGCAAACUGUGAGGAGGCAGCUGAUGAGGAUGGAGAGAGAUCCGUGGCCUCGGUUGAGGAGCAACUACUGAAAGAGAUGACUGUAUAUGAGAAAUUCAUCUUGGGUAUGCUUACUAAUUUCGGAUGCAUGUCAUUGGAUCGGAUUCAUAAUACUCUAAAGAUGUUCUGUGUGGCGGAUCCUCCGUAUGACAAAUCACUCCAACAGCUGCAAGGCUUUCUUUCUGGUCUUGUAGCAGAAGAAAAGUUGGAAUUAAGAGAGGGAAUGUACGUUCUGAAAAGAUAGUGAUGUUGAUAGGUUGAGUGCAGCCUUGUCUUUUAAAGACACACUUAAUUUCCUGUGCUUUCGGAAAUGUUCGAAAGAAUCAGAAUGAACCCAUGAUUUCCAGCACAACUUCAUGCACCCCAAUACUGGGUUUCAUACAACACAUUUCAGGUUGGUCACACCUUUCUACGCCAUUCAUAAAAGAUUAGUUUUCACUGUAAUCUGAUUAUUGCUCAUAUAAGUUUGUAAAUAUUCUUCAUUUUACUGUAUUAUUUAACCGCUAUAAACUGCUAAGCAAAUAAUUUUGGUUUAACCUACUUCAUAU